CCGCCCCGCGAGCUGGCGGCUCCGCGGCCGCUCACCGCCCGCUCGUGAGCCGCCGGGCCCGGCCAUGGAGCGGGGCGGAGGGGGCGGACACAGAGGCACUUCUCCUACCGGGUGAGGGAGCCGCGGACGCUGCCUCGGCGGGAACCCAGCCGGAGGGGCGACGGCCUGCACUGCAGAAGCAAGAUGGUGCUGAGCGCGGACCAGGUGAACCUCAUCGGGCAGGUGUUCGAGUCUUAUGUGCUGGAGCACCACAGGGAGGACAUCCUGGGCAUCCUGAGGGAGGCUGACGACGAGGCGCACUAUCCUGUCGUCGUUGACGCCAUGACGCUCUUUGAGGCCAACAUGGAGAUCGGGGAGUAUUUCAAUGCCUUCCCCAGGGAGGUGCUCCCGAUUUUCGACAGCGCGCUGCGUCGGGCUGCCCUGGCAGUGCUGCAGGCCACCGCGGCCUCUUCGCAGCUCAGCGUGAAGCAGAACCUCCAUGCAAGGGUCUCGGGUUUGCCUGUUUGCCCAGAGCUGACUCGAGAGCAUAUUCCUAAAACCAGGGAUGUGGGUCACUUCCUGUCUGUUACUGGGACUGUCAUACGUACCAGUUUGGUGAAAGUUUUGGAGUUUGAACGGAGUUAUAUUUGCAAUAAGUGCAAGCAUGUGUUUGUCAUCAAGGCUGACUUUGAACAGUACUACACAUUCUGUCGUCCAUCAGCCUGCCUGAAUGAAGAAGGCUGCAACUCAACCAAAUUCACGUGUCUCUCUGGAACAACCUCUUCUCCUAGCUGCUGCAGAGACUAUCAAGAAAUCAAAAUUCAGGAACAGGUUCAAAGACUGUCUGUUGGAAGCAUCCCUCGUUGCAUGGUGGUUGUUCUGGAAGAUGACUUAGUGGACAGUUGCAAGUCUGGAGAUGACAUCACAGUGUACGGAGUGGUAAUGCAGAGGUGGAAACCUUUCCGUGAGGAUGCACGCUGUGACUUGGAGCUUGUUUUGAAAGCUAACUAUGUUAAAGUAAACAAUGAGCAGCUAGCGGGGGUUGUCAUUGAUGAAGAAGUCCGCAAGGAAUUUGAAGACUUCUGGGAAAAGCAUAGGAAUGAUCCCUUAGCAGGGAGGAAUGAAAUUUUGGCUAGCUUAUGUCCUCAAGUUUUUGGAUUGUAUGUGGUGAAGUUGGCUGUAGCCAUGGUGCUUGCUGGUGGUGUGCAGAGGACUGAUGCUACUGGAACUCGAAUCAGAGGUGAAUCGCAUCUUUUGUUGGUUGGAGACCCAGGUACAGGGAAAUCUCAGUUUCUCAAGUAUGCAGUUAAGAUUAUGCCCCGCUCUGUGCUCACUGCAGGAAUUGGAUCGACAAGUGCAGGUUUGACAGUGACUGCUGUGAAGGACUUUGGGGAGUGGAACUUGGAAGCUGGAGCACUGGUGCUUGCAGAUGGAGGCUUGUGUUGCAUUGAUGAGUUCAAUAGUAUCAAAGAACAUGACAGAACCAGUAUCCAUGAAGCAAUGGAGCAACAAACCAUCAGUGUUGCAAAGGCAGGCUUGGUGUGCAAGCUUAAUACAAGGACAACUAUCCUGGCAGCAACAAACCCAAAAGGCCAUUAUGACCCUAAUGAGUCUGUCUCUGUCAACAUAGCUCUUGGCAGUCCGCUGUUGAGCAGAUUUGACCUGGUUUUGGUAUUGUUAGAUACAAAGAAUGAGGAAUGGGAUCGCAUCAUUUCAUCCUUCAUCUUGCAAAAUAAAGGUUGCCCAAGUAAAUCAGAAAAGCUCUGGAGCAUGGAGAAGAUGAAAACCUACUUCUGCCUUAUAAAAAGCAUUCAGCCAAAAUUGUCCGAUGAGAGCAACCUGAUCCUUGUACGCUACUAUCAAAUGCAGCGCCAGAGUGACUGCAGAAAUGCUGCCCGGACGACCAUCCGCUUGCUGGAGAGCCUGAUACGCCUCGCAGAAGCUCAUGCCCGGUUGAUGUUUAGGGACACUGUGACUUUGGAAGAUGCUAUAACUGUGGUAUCGGUGAUGGAAUCUUCUAUGCAGGGGGGUGCACUUCUUGGAGGCAUCAACGCCUUACACACCUCCUUUCCAGAGAAUCCGAUGGCACAGUACCGAACACAGUGUGAACUCAUAUUGGAGCGACUGGAGCUGCAAGAGCUUCUGCACAAAGAGCUACAAAGACUUGACAGAUUACAAAAGGAAAAUUCAUGCCAGCUGCAGCCUGAAGAAACAAGUUUCACUACUACUACAAGGUGCUUGAGCAAGGAUACAUUUGGGCAACCAAAGCAGAUGUCUCAGUCAGAACCUUCAAGUCAACAAGAGAAUAACUCUAGGCCACAGCCUUCUUUGCCUGAAAGCAACUACGAAGGGGAUACACAUCUAGAACCCUUGUGCAACCCAGCACAUGGUAAUAACAAAGAUGAGGAACAUUUGGUGAAACACAGUACAAGAGGUGAUGAUGUCAGCCUGGCAUGGUUUGACAGCCUGGAAGAGAGCAACACUGAUGCUGAAGAAAAUUUUCAUAAAAAGUCUCCAGUGCCCAAGAAAUCUCCAAGUAACUUGGCUUCAAAUACCCUUUCUAGAACAUCCUAUUCCAAAGAUAAAAAUGCUUCAAUACGGAGGAACGGAGAUGGAAUGAGAGAGUCACUAGCAACCGUGAAACUACAGGACAAAGUUUCCAAGAUCAGCAGGAAAAGGAUUGACAAACAAAACUGUUUUUCUUCAGAAGCAACUAUUCAAGACCCAGCAUCACCAAGUGCUUGUGUGCCAGAUUCAGUUAUUAUACAGAGGGUUUCUAAAAGCUGUCAGAGGCUGCACACGGAGAAAUCACAUGGAUUCCUUACAAGUACACAGGACCCCGAGGUAGAGGCCCUUCCUUCAGUGUUACCUGCGUCUGGCCUGACAGAUCUUUCAAGUGAUGCUGAUUCUGUGCUAGGAGAGGAAAAGAAUGGUAUGUCUGUAGCAGCAGAAACUGCAACAAUUACCAGGAGAAAACGAAGUAAAGGUCAAGUAGUGAAGGAAACAAAGGUCGAAAGUUCUGAUGAGCCAGAAAUCCUUGACAGGGAAAGUCCUCCAGCAGCUAAACUGGCUAAAUUUUCUUUCAGACGAAAGUCAAAGCUUGAUCACUCUUCAGAGAGGAAAAAUGAAGAUUUUUCUCUUUUGCAGAGUGAAACUAUUUUUAAGCCUGGAGAGCAGCUCCAGGGAGAGCAGCUGCCAGAAGAACGUUGCCCUCCUGGGAAAUGCAAGAUGACAUUGAGUCACACAAGAAAAGAUAGUUUGGAAAAACAAUCAAUUGAUAAUAAAGGGAGAGAAGAGCAACGGAGUCAGGCCUUAGAGAAAGAGAUCGGAGGAAAUGCAACAAUAGGCUCUGAUGUCAGUUUUGGUGCUGUGUCAUCUCCACCCACUGAAAAGAAGAGGGAGGGAGAGAGAAAGCUUGGCGGCCCGAGCACAGGGAAGGUGCGCUCCAGCACAUUAGCCAAACUGUCCGCAUUCUCCUUUGCCUCACAUUCUGAGUCAAAAUUAGAAACCUCUCCUCCCAUUAAGAUUAACACUAACAAGGAAAGCUAUAGCCCGGUGCCAAAGAUGCAUGUGAGCAAUCCUAGCAGAAGGAAGAGUUUUGCUUUGGGAAACGCUAGUAAAACCAGUGUGGUCACACAGAAAUCUCUCUUCUCAAUAGCGGAGCUAGAUGAUGCUACACUAGACUUCGACUGGGAUGAAGAGGUCAGGAAAAAUCCAAGAACGUGACGUGUAUCUUCCAAAUUACUUAAUGUGCAUUUCUUCUGAAUCUCCAUCCUUCUACCAAUUGUGUCUGUAGUUUACAAAGCAUUUUAAAUCAGUCAUCCUGGGCCUCUGUUGAUAGUGAUGAAUGUUGUUUCCUUAAGGACCGUAUGCUCUUAAGAACUAGGCUGAGGACUCCAUAUACUGCAGGCCUGAUGGGGCUUCUGGUUUUCUAAACUCUUGGCAAGACUACAUGUAUUAGUUGACCAUUUUGAUUUACCUUAUGUACCUCAAAGUCUUGUGUGGUUAAGUUCAUAUCUACAGGUCUUGCAGAAGAGCAGUCCUGGCUGACCGUCAUCCUCUAUGUUGUGUAACAGCUAGAGCCCUGUGUGAUUUGGAUUGUCCUUCCAAACGACUGUGCUGCUUGAGAAAAAUGAUGAUGCUAAAGCUAUGUCAUUAUCUUCUGUUCGUCUGUAUAUGCUGUUUGUCUCAGCAUAGUUAGCAAUAUUGUCAUCUGUCAUCAUGCUAUGGUAAGUAUGUUUGUAUUAUCAAAAUCAUGACAGCUUUGCUGCAUCUCUGGUCACUGUGCUCCUUGUCACACUGCUGGCGUUGAAGACAUGGAUCGAGAGCUUUUUGUUUAUGGUUGUGGUUGUUGUGGUUUUUUUUAAUAUCAAUUUAAAAUACACUGGUUGAGGUAUCUCUGUCUG
This is a messenger RNA of Colius striatus (speckled mousebird), 4385 nucleotides long. RefSeq names its product minichromosome maintenance 9 homologous recombination repair factor (gene MCM9). NCBI's taxonomy places the organism in Eukaryota, Metazoa, Chordata, Aves, Coliiformes, Coliidae. The record is from RefSeq and is a predicted model, not a curated record. Gene Ontology annotation, cellular component: MCM complex; nucleus. The transcript is spliced from 13 exons. Gene Ontology annotation, molecular function: ATP binding; ATP hydrolysis activity; single-stranded DNA binding. Gene Ontology annotation, biological process: double-strand break repair via homologous recombination. Bases 184 to 3705 code for a protein of 1173 amino acids.